Oikopleura dioica is the source of this 2184-nucleotide messenger RNA. The record is from the annotation of a GenBank genome assembly. Lineage: Eukaryota; Metazoa; Chordata; Appendicularia; Copelata; Oikopleuridae.
AUGUCGCAGAGUGACAAUUCGCCGCCUUUGCAAAAUGCCCCGUCGCAGCAAGUGUACAAUCUGAAGUUCUUGCCCUACCAGCCGUCGAACCAACGUCCGGCAAAGCAGCAAAAGACUAAGCGCCGCGAAAAAGACGGAAAUGACGAGAAUCCGCCGAACAAAGUGCGUCCGCGCUCAUCGAUGGAUCCACCCGCCGUGCCGAGUCCACAGUCGCGGAUGAAGAACUACUUUGGGAAGACGCGCACUUCCGUCUCAACUUCCCAGGCGAAUCUCGACCUCCUCGGCAGCCGACGACUAAACAGUUCGACCAGCUCGCUCGAUGAUGCGCUGCACUUGAGCGGGGCGAUCCCACGAACGAAUUUUACCACCCAAUUCGCCUGCAACCAAAUUCAAGAGUCAGUUUCGGACUCUGAGAUCUCGCUGACUUUGAUCGACACGGAAGCGGCGCAUCGCAAUCCAGCUGAUGAGCUCAGCGCGCGCUUCGAGCACUGCUUCUCGAGCAACCAGGGAAUGAGCAACAACGAGACCAUUUCGAUGUCGGACGUGCUCGAGCUCGACAUGUUCAACAACACGGACAGCGUCUACGUUCAAACCAGCCAGGGACAAGACAUCAACUUCUCCGCGCUCGACAUCAAAAGCUCCCCUCCAGGCUCGCGGCAAAGCUGGGGCACAGUCCAGCCAAGCAGCCGUCCAGACUCGGCGCAAGGAAGCUCGCCCGUCGUCGUCAACACGCACAUUCAGCCGAAGUCGAACCAGAAGUUUACCAUUCACAAUCCCGACAGUGGUCAAAGAACACAAACUAAGUUGGUUGAAGAAGCGUACGACGACACGGGAACGCUGGCUGAGAUCAUCGAAAACGGACAGAUCCAGCCGCUGGAAUUCAUUCUCGUCCAGAACACCUCGCCGCUACAAAAAGUCAACGAGGAAAGUCUCACCUAUCUCAACCAGGGGCAGGCUUACGGCGUCCGUCUCAAACGAAGACCCGAAGCUUGCAAGCAAAUGGGCUUGCAAAUGGACACUCCUUUUCGAAUUUGCUUGAGGGUGAUUUUCCACGACCGUCGCUUGCAGAAUACGGAAGCGGAGCAGAUCGAGUCCUGGAGCCAGGCGAAUCCUGGAAAACGCUUCAUCGAGAUCGACAAGGAGCUCAGCACAGAGAUCAGCUGCGUCAGCAACAAAAAGGAGGAGCUCAACUGCUCCGAGCUGGUCUGGGCGAGUUCCAAAGACGCCGUCGUUUUCAUCAAAAUCAACUGCAUUUCGACCGAGUUCACUCAGAAGAAACACGGCGGCGAAAAGGGAGCGCCUUUCCGGCUGCAACUGGACGCGUUCAAGGAGGACCCCUCGGUGAUGCAGUUUAACUCGUCGCAGUGUAUCCAGGCGAGCAGUUGCCAAAUCCGCGUCUUCAAGCCCCGCGGAGCGGACCGAAAGCAGAAAAGCGACCACCAGCGCGUGUCGAAGGAAAUGGCGGACGAGAGCUGCAAAGGCAAAUACAUUCCCUGCUACGAGCGGACGCGGCUGCAGCCGACCCAGCCCUGGGAGCCGCGGCUUCCACUGACGCCCUCGUUGAAGAGCUCGCCCAGCCAGAAUUUGGGCUUUCGAGAAACUCAAUCUGACGACACAAUGAUUUUGGAUCAGAAUCAAUCCGUCGAUCAGAGUGUUUUCGCUGGCGUCGGCAAUAUCACUCACUCCUCCUCCGUCGGCUUCGUCCAGGCCUGGCUCAAACGGCGCAACUUUCACGCUUUCACGCAGAAAUUCGCCAACUUCAGCGGCAGCGACUUGCUCAGCCUCUCCCGCGAAGACAUGCUUCAAAUCGGCCUCGCGCCGCCGCAAAUCCACGUCGCCGAGGUUAUCCGAUUGCACAACGCAAUUAUGAAUCCCGCGAACGGGCCGGAAAAGUCGGUAACCUGUUUCUACAUUCGAACAGUGGACGAAGACCUCCACUAUCCGGUUUUCCUGAAAGCUCCGACUGUGCAAAAUCUGACCGAGUGCCUGGCGAUGGUCACUCAAGUCGACCCGGCGCAGAUCAACCGCGUCAUCAACCGUCGCAAAUCCGCCUCGCAAUCCAACAACGAUAUCAAAGUGAUCGUGACCGACGAAAUGGUGGCCACUUUCCAGAACGAAACGAGUUUCACCGUGCUUUUGGUCGGAAGCCCCGAAGAAGGCCUUACUGCCGUAAUUCACAGAUAA